Messenger RNA from Talaromyces atroroseus, 1824 nucleotides. RefSeq lists its product as hypothetical. The record is from RefSeq and is a predicted model, not a curated record. Lineage: Eukaryota; Fungi; Ascomycota; Eurotiomycetes; Eurotiales; Trichocomaceae. The transcript has a single exon. Bases 1 to 1824 code for a protein of 607 amino acids.
AUGGCGCAGACACAACCUCAACAGCCUCCUCCUCACCAUCCUCCGCAGUACCCCCCGAGCCAGCCAUUCUCACCUCCUGUUACGACUCCCCAUGGCGCCACUCCACCAGCGAACAUUGGUGUGAACCCCCCUCCUCCUAAACGCCAACGCCUCUCUCCCCUUCCACAAUCACAGUCACCUUACGGAUCUCCCAGCUUUGGCACAUCGCAGCUCCCACAAAAUCAGCCUCUAGGCCUGAAUGGGUCUAACGUGAAUGCCUUUUCGACGCCGAGCCCUCUUCCCAGUGCAACUUCUGUCUCCGUUCCCAACAUGUCUCCUGUUUCCAUUGCGCCUGCUGCACAUGUGGCGCCGGCUCCUCCGCCUCCACCUCCAGGCUCUAUGGGCCCUCCAUCGCGGCCAGCAGAGAAACCGACUGAUGCUGCGGAUCUGAGCGAUGUUUUGGCACAAUCAGGAAUCGAUGUCAGGGAAGAAGAAGCCUAUCUCACACAGAGUUAUGCAGCGCCUCAGACAGUGCAGCGGCCUCCACUUGCUGGGCCAAGCACAUCUUUCGCGUCUACGCCGUCGACUCCAGGAACAGCCUCAGCGAACGCCAGCUUUGACAUGUCCCAGGGAAGGCUUCCUCCUACACAAGAACAACAAGCUGUGCCUCCAUAUUCUGAGGAUGCGCCCUAUAACCAGCCGACAUACGAGGAAACACGAGCAGCAAGGAGAUCUCAAUACCAUUUACAAGACCCCUUUUUGCUUACAAAAGUACUCGAGCAAAAAAUGCAGAAACGGGCUUACGAACUGGGUGUCCGGCUUCCCACCGAAGGUCUAUAUCAUCCCAUGCCGGGAUCACGACAACCGAUAGAAGUGACAGGCCCUGACGGGUCCUCUAUCGUUCGGAGGGGACACACUAUAAUCAAUCAAGAGGGAGCGCCUCUUGUUGAUAUUAUUUCACUCAUGUCGCUCUGCUGUGAGGAACGGUUGAGAGGCGUUGUCGAAUACUCUGCCAGUCUAUCAAAGAGUCGGCGCUUGCACUCUCAUGGGGUUGUUCCUGCGGAAUGGCAAGAUUUAACCGCUGCCAACUCAGGUUCGGGGGCUAUUACUGAUCCAUCAUUCAAACGUAAGGAAGACAUCUUUGAUACUGAUCAAUGGAAAAGCCUGUUCUUGAAUGCUCAUGAUUCUCCAGGACCCCAUUCUGCAAUCGAUAACACACUCUCCAAACCGUUGGCCGACAGGUACCUUGUUUUGUCCACUAAGGAUAUGUCUGAUGAACAAGCCCGUGCCGCCAAACGAGCGAAACGCAACGCCAACGCUAUCAUCAACGAGACCAAUUCCGGCAGCAGGACACCUUCGCUUGAUUUAGGUUCUGGUGUGGCAACGCCCACGUCGCAGGCAGCUUUGGGACUUGGAAAGGGAGUAACGAAGAAAGAAGCCAAGAAACAGUUGGAUGCCCGGGCGAGUGAAGCUCAGCAGCACCAACAGUCUGUGGAGACGGCGCGUAAAGCGUUGUCCAGUACACUGUUCCCAGGGUCCAAGAAGCGAAAUUACGCGUGGUUGAACAAGGGUUCUGGUUUGAACAGCGUCUCAUCGCCUCGGCCUCUCUCGCCUGCCCUUGGCAGCAGCCUCGGAGGAGCUGGCGGCGGGGUUGAUAGGAAUCAGAAAAAACGAAGCGACGGCGCAACCACCGCAGUAGCAUCUCGACUAGGAGACUGGCGCGAAGAUCGGGCGGCGGGGAUCCAAGUGCGAGACAUACUGUUUAUGCUCGAGCAGGAUGGCGGAGGCUCGAGGCACAUUCAAAAAGCUUACAGCAAGGACCUGCAAGAAGAGCGGCUCUCGUAA